AUGUGGCUCGAUCGCCUGGCAGGGCAGCAAUCCGCAUCGCCCUCUUCGUCCCAGCCAGGUAGUCGCGCAUACUCGCCUGCACCCGGGCGGCGGACCCCCAGCGGCCUCGGACCUUACUUGACAUCGUCCCAGCGCCCCGGCCUCACUCCCCGCUCAUCUUCACUGUCGUUGAUUUCCAAUGACAGCUCCACGUCCUCAUUGCUGGCUGCUUCGCGGAGGGCCAAUGGCUCGGCAUUGAAGCAAUCGACUACGGCGUAUGCAGGUCCAGAUCCUACAGAGGUGCUGGACAAGAUUCUUGGUCAGGGGCAGGAUGAGGCCCACGAGCAACCCACCUCUACCAUUACGCAACAUGACCUAGAGCUGCAAUUUGAAUUUGGAGGGCUCUCACUGACAAGCCUGGCACUCUCUGAAGAGCCCGCCAAAGAGAGCUCCAGUGUACAUAGACCGCAGACAGUUGAAGAAUACGAAAGAGACAAGACCAGAUUUGAAGACCUGCACCGAUCCAUACAGGCAUGUGACGAGGUUUUGAGCUCCGUCGAAACGAACCUGACGAGCUUUCGAGACGACCUAGCAGCUGUAUCCGCUGAUAUCGAGACCCUUCAAGCAAGAUCGACGGCUCUCAAUGUACGGCUGGACAAUCGCAAGGCAGUUGAAAAGGGGCUGGGCCCGAUUGUUGAAGAAAUGAGCGUAUCUCCCGUGGUAAUAUCCAAGAUAGUAGACGGCCACAUUGAUGAAGCUUGGGUCAAGGCCCUGGCCGAGGUGGACAAGAGAGCGACGGCACAUGAGAAAACCGCAGCAGCGUCCGCGUCAGGCAAAGGUCUCCAAGAUCUGGGCCCUCUUCUUGAAAAGUUGGUACAGAAAGCCACAGAGAGAAUACGAGAUUUUCUCGUGGGCCAAAUCAAGGCAUUGCGCUCACCGCAGAUCAAUGCCCAGAUCAUUCAACAGCAAAACUUUCUGCGGUUCAAGGAUUUAUAUUCCUUUCUCCACAAGCACCAUGCUGCCCUGGCGGAGGAGAUUUGCCAAGCAUAUCAGAAUACGAUGCGUUGGUAUUAUCACAACCAGUUCUCCCGCUAUGAAAUCGCGCUCCGGAAGAUCAAGCUCCAUUCACUCGACAAAUUGGAUGUGCUAGGAAACGAGGACACAUCACGGAAAACUGGCGUGCUGUCGUCCUCGAAACUUCCUGGACCGCCCCACGACGCCUUCAACAUUGGCCGAAGAAUCGACCUUCUCAAGACGAGGGAUCAAACCGCCCUCUCUUCCUACCUCGCAGAAGAAGACAACGGCUACCACUAUCUGGAAGUUCCCUUUCGGAAUUUCAAUCUCGCGCUUGUCGACAAUGCCACGGCCGAAUACACCUUUCUCGCGUCAUUUUUUUCGCCAGCACUCUCGUAUAGUACCAUCUCUCGGCAUUUUACUUACAUAUUUGAGCCCACAUUUGCUCAGGGCCAUAGUCUAACCAAGAGUCUUGUCUCUGAAUCAUAUGAUGCACUAGGCCUACUGCUCUCGAUUCGACUCAACCAGCACUUUCAAUUCACACUGCAACGCCGCAAGGUUCCUGCCGCGGAUGGCUAUAUUAAUGGAACCUCCAUGUUACUGUGGCCACGACUCCAGUCUGUCAUGAAUGCCCACUGCGAGUCUGUCCGUGCUCUAACAACUGCGUUGCCUACGCGUCCGGCUUCAAAGUCUGAGCUGUUGAAGUUGUCUGCAGCGCCGCAUGUUGCGACUCAGCGCUUUGGACAGCUCAUGCACGGCAUUUUAUCACUUAGUACCGAGGCUGGGGACGAUGAGCCCGUUGUUGCCAGCCUCCGCCGCCUGAGGAGCGAGGUGGAAGCCUUCCUGACCAAGUAUAGCGGCCAGUGGGGAUCGGACAAGCGAAAGAGAGAGCGCUUCCUGUAUAACAACUAUAGUCUGGUGUUGACCAUUAUCAGCGACACAACGGGCAAAUUCGCCGUUGAGGAGCAAGAGCACUUUGAGGGUCUCAAGACGGCUUUCCAAGACGCUGCUUAG
Messenger RNA from Pestalotiopsis fici W106-1, 2007 nucleotides. RefSeq lists its product as uncharacterized. Gene Ontology annotation, cellular component: GARP complex. Gene Ontology annotation, molecular function: syntaxin binding. Gene Ontology annotation, biological process: retrograde transport, endosome to Golgi; Golgi to vacuole transport; endocytic recycling. The record is from RefSeq and is a predicted model, not a curated record. The coding region runs from base 1 to 2007 and encodes 668 amino acids. NCBI's taxonomy places the organism in Eukaryota, Fungi, Ascomycota, Sordariomycetes, Amphisphaeriales, Sporocadaceae. The transcript is spliced from 2 exons.